AUGUCGCAUCAUCCCGCUUCGUUCCAGUCGCAGCUGCCUUUUCCAGCAUCUGAGUCCAAAACGAUGCAGACGAUCUUCACCCAGUACCUCGAUGCAGAGCUCUCGCCUAGAGACGGCCGUCGUCUGACCAAAGCGCAGUCAGUAUCCCACCCAACGGUGGAGGAGAUCGCGGCAGCAUUACGCGAGCUCGGAUUCAAAAAAAUUACUAUCCUGCCGAGGAAAUCACUUCCCCGCUCACAGGGGUCGAUCAAGUUCACGAUGGUGCCCUACGGCGCCGUGAAGGUACAGAUUAAAGAGCCUGAAGUAGAGCAUUACAUUAAAAAGAGCGAAUUUGAUUCGCAAACGCGAAAUCCUGUCGUUCCGGGGUUGGAAUCGAAGCACGAGGUGCUCAAACGAGUCGCCGCGCUCAUCAAGGAGAAGGGGUGGGCAAGGCCAGUGCUACCAACGCUUGCGGAAAUUCUCGCAAGCGCUACGGUUAAUCAGCCAAAGACGAAGAAGUAG
Messenger RNA from Phytomonas sp. EM1, 501 nucleotides. NCBI's taxonomy places the organism in Eukaryota, Euglenozoa, Kinetoplastea, Trypanosomatida, Trypanosomatidae. The record is from the annotation of a GenBank genome assembly.